AGUACCUGACUCAACUGCAUUAUCUGGUGCUCUCUUUGCUUGGGCGUUGCUAGGCUACCUACAUGUACCCAAGCGGCUGCUCAGGUGCUGCUAGGGUUGUAUGGAUCGUAAGGCUCUGCUCUGGCUAAGGCAGCAACAAUCAAUCCAAUUCCAAAGGCUGCACAGGAUUAAUGUGGUACCAGGCAGUACCUUGCGAUACGAUAAAGCUGUCCAGCACCUUCUAGUGCCUUAUGGUGGGGCAUCUGUGUACCCGCUACCAACCCGGCUGCGGCAGCCCUUGGAGAAUCAGAGGUACCAGGGACCCCCGCCACUGCCCCGCGAUGGAUUUUUUUUCUUCUCUGCUGGGAGCUGGAGGGGAGAUGACAUCAAAGGAGGGGGGGAAAGAGGGGAGGGGGGAAAAGCAGCAAAUCUGAGCUACGAGUACCUGAGGGUACAUGGGCAAUUGGAAGCUUCCACGAAGAGAGAACAAAAAAACAAAAAAAAAAAAUGCAAGGGGCAAGCAGGGAAAAGGCGAUCGGGCACUGAUCAAAAAAACGCAAGGGGGCUUUUCCAGCAGGCGCGCGCAUGGUCUAGGCGUUUGCAGUGCCUACCAGAGGCUUCUGGGAGCCCCUGCAAGAUGCCGGUGUGGGCACCCUUGGAAUAGUGUAGAACCGCAUCGAAACCCUCCCGCCGUCCUUUAUUUAGAUGCUCUCUGCAGCCCGCCAGCAACGCCGUUUUCUUUUUCCCGAACAUACUCUCUCAAACACUUCAAUCUUCACACAU
This is a messenger RNA of Trichoderma harzianum CBS 226.95, 762 nucleotides long. RefSeq lists its product as hypothetical. Bases 101 to 643 code for a protein of 180 amino acids. The transcript has a single exon. The record is from RefSeq and is a predicted model, not a curated record. Lineage: Eukaryota; Fungi; Ascomycota; Sordariomycetes; Hypocreales; Hypocreaceae.